UCUCUCUCUCUGUCUCUCUCUCUCCCUCUCUCCAUCUCUCUCUCUCUCUUGUUUCCCACCGUACCGCUCCGCUUGCGCAAACCGAAAGCAGCAGCGGAAAGUCUCAGGCAGCUCCUGCUCUCAGUUCACGCUUCACUACACAAAGUGUCAUAGCAAUGGAGAGGAGGGGACGGAGGAGACGAGAGAGAGAGAGAGGGGGCGAGGGAAACCCGAACCCAUGACUUCCGCGUAUUUUCCUCUCGCUAGUCUCGCAUCUCAAGCCACCCAGCCUCUCGGAGUGGUAUAAAAAGACACGGGUUGUUUUGCUUCAUUUCAAACUCGGAGCAGGAACGUAAUAGCCUACAUGCAGCCCAAUCCAGUUCGAUUUGGAUAUUAAAGAAUUUACCGGUAAACCGAAGUCAUAACGUGGUUAGCCACAUUUUUUUGGGUCCUCCUGUUUUCUUGCAGUGGACCUUAGCAUAGUUCUUCUGACCCGGUUCUUCUGACCGACUUGUGAAACGGAUAAUUCUGUAGAGCUUCUGGGAUCGACACACACACACACACACACACACACUCCAGUUUUCUUCUGGAACUCUGUGAUCACCGGGAACCUGAGAUGGACGUGGAAUCUCAGAAGAGCGCACGCCCCCGUGGACGGUGCCUGGACGUUUUCUUGGUCGGUUCUAUCGUUUUGCUCUUCCUGACGGUGGCGACAGUUGUUGUCAUGGGAACUUUGGCUCUUGUGGAGCUACGGUCAGAGAUCGGAGUUAAGCCUUCUGUUGUGGAUAUGCAAGGUACAUCGGAGACGCACCACGGCGUGCCCCGGUCCAUGCCCGCGUACAAGAUGCAGAACUUGGCCUACCUGCAACUCACCUCCGCCAAGCUGGAGAACAGCACAAUGUCCUGGUCCCAGGUCGAACAUGGACUGGAGUCCUCUGUUGGAGAUCUGUACAAACACAACCUUCACCAACAUACAUUGCAAACCAAGCAGGGUGGCUUCUACUUCCUGUACCUGGACCUCCAGCUCACCUGUACUGCCAAAUGUGGGCGGGGCAUCCUCGUCGUCCAGAUUGCAAGUCACGGUGACGAAAAGCUCACAUGCCAGGUGGAGCUCCCAGAGUGGUCAGUGUCAAACCCUGUGACAACGGUAACCAGGAAGUGCUGGAGGGUGACACGGCUGGACUCACAGAGCCGGUUGAUGGGCCGUAUGGUCGUGCAGGAAGCACAGGACACGUUCUGGAAACUGGACGUGAACGGAUCCGGAAUGGGAGUUUUCUUAGUGGGUUGAUAUGGGCCACGUUCAGUAGCUAAACCUUGUGAAGCGUUGCAGGUAGAGAAGCCGUGAACAGAGCUGACGUUAUUCCUUCAUUAAGAUGUCAGGGAGGCAUAUAGUUCUACAUUGCUGCUAUCUGAACAUUCCGAAACGUUGCGUCCUGCUGAACGCACCACUGGGGUGGAAGUUAGGGCUCCACCACAGACGAAGGGAAGGAGACGAGUAAAGGAAGCGAGCUAAAGGUACUGAGAUGCACCCCAUCUAGGAGAACUUGCAGCUCAGGGCAUCUCCAUGGAAACAAUUUAAACUAAACAAUUCAGGUCUAUUUAUAUGGAUAUUUAUUGAAUGUAUAUAUAUUUAAUGUAUAAAUAUGUGUAUUUAUAUAUUUGUACUCAGGGUUACAAUGUGUUGUUUAUUGUUAUGUGUAGAUACCACUACGUUGGUGCUGGUGUGGAUUAUAAAUUCACUUUUAUUUUCUGGUUGAGGGGAGAAUUGUGAAGUGGGGGGGGGCAGACAUGUACCAUACACAUGAUAUACUGGGUAUAUACAUGGAUACAUGAUAUCAUUGAUUUGAUAUGCCUUAUUACCGUUGCUUGGCAACCACAGUAACCUCCUCAGAGUCUUCAGGUGGGGUUGUGUUCUGUUCAGGAACAAUAACAAAAUGGACUCUUAUUUUCUUAAAGGUAGAGACUCAGCGAUAUGUCACAGGUGCAGAAAGUAAUCAGCCUGGUGGGUUCUCUGCUGUUCUGUUCCCGUGGUUACCACGUUGUGACAGCGUGAGGCCAACCCGUACACACGCACAGAUACAGUGUGAGAGUGAAGACGUGCAUCUCGCUCAUCUCAGUAUCAGCGGUGUUGCUCGUGGCAACGUCGUUUGGCUGAGUCUAACUCUUAACUUAGUUUCCUAUGAUAUGAUUUGCUGUUGGCCGGCCAGGCAGCCUCCGAGGUCCUGUACUCACUGAGUGAGCUUAGUCACAGAGCUCAGCCUGCAUGCAUUCCAAAUGGCACCCUCAUUCCAUAUAUAGUGCACUACCUUUGACUAGAGUCUAUAGGGUAGUAGUGCACCAUAUAGGAGCAGGAUGCCAUUUGGAACGCAGGCAUGGGCUUCCAAUCCACUGUGGGCGUCCACACCUCAUGUCAGGAGGAACUCAGUGACAUCAUUACAUUGCCAAGUGGGCGACAUGAUAACAUUUGCACAGGUCACUAUGACCAAUUGAUGAAUGUAUUUAUUUAUAAAUGAUAUGUUUACUAUGUGUUAUUUAUGUAUUAUUAAUGUUUCAUUAACUGUAUUUAUGCUGAACUAGGUAAUAAACCUGGA
Salmo salar (Atlantic salmon) is the source of this 2570-nucleotide messenger RNA. RefSeq lists its product as uncharacterized. NCBI's taxonomy places the organism in Eukaryota, Metazoa, Chordata, Actinopteri, Salmoniformes, Salmonidae. The record is from RefSeq and is a predicted model, not a curated record. Gene Ontology annotation, molecular function: protein binding.